Molecule: messenger RNA, 2574 nt
Organism: Pseudogymnoascus verrucosus
Lineage: Eukaryota; Fungi; Ascomycota; Leotiomycetes; Thelebolales; Thelebolaceae
Exons: 2
Coding region: 244-2529 (761 amino acids)
Biological process (GO): intracellular calcium ion homeostasis; calcium ion transmembrane transport
Cellular component (GO): fungal-type vacuole membrane
Molecular function (GO): calcium:proton antiporter activity
Source: RefSeq, a predicted model, not a curated record
CUUGUACUUUCUUGGAAUCACGCUAAGCCCUAUUUUGUGUAUCCUUGCUUGUUUCCUGUCUUGGUCUUGUUCGCAACGAACUGAACUAACUUUCCUGUCUUAACUUCUUUCUUCGCAUCAAUUCCUCCUUUUCUUCUUCUCUUCUUCUCUCCUAACUGUCUCUCUUUCUUCUCUAUCUACCAAAUAUCACAAAUACACUCCUUUUUAUCUGUGAAUUUAUCACCCUCAACACACCCCGAAUCGAUGAAGGAGCCCCCGCCUACCCAAGCACCAGUCACGGACCGUCUACGCUCAUGGCUACACCCUAAACCUGACGAAAACGAGGGCACAGAGCUGCCCACGACCCUCCCUCCCACUACCUCACUUACCACCUCCACGACCCAUAGUCACCAUGACUUCAACGGCGGCGAGAAGAACAUCACCUUCGCAGACAGCAACGGCAAUGGCGCAACCCACGAAAAUGGAAAUGGCCACGCCAUCAACAUCGCAUCCCUCUCCGGCACAACGCCACAGCCCGAUACGGAGGCUGAGGGGACGGGGUCUGUCGUGAGCGGCACCGAGGAAAAGAAGAAAAAGAAUAUUGCCGUGCGCUUUGCGCUCACCACCAAAAAAAUCGUCUGCUCGAGCUGGCUUAAUGUCAUCCUCGUGUUCGUGCCCGUGGGUAUUGCCGUCGAGGCUGCCCACGCUAGUCCGAUCAUCAUCUUCGUGAUGAACGCCAUCGCUAUUGUGCCGCUGGCUGGACUGUUGAGUUACGCGACGGAGAGCGUCGCGAAGCGCAUGGGUGACACCGUCGGAGCGCUGAUGAACGUCACAUUUGGAAACUCGGUCGAGCUGAUUAUUUUCAUCAUCGCUCUGGCCAAAAACGAGAUCCGCAUUGUACAGGCGUCCCUUCUUGGGUCAAUCCUGGCUAAUCUGCUACUGAUUCUUGGCCUUGCCUUUUUUAUUGGUGGACUGAGAUUCCGGGAGCAGAUUUACAACAGCACGGUUACGCAGAUGAGCGCUUGUCUGCUCAGUCUGAGUGUUAUGAGUCUUCUGCUGCCUACUGCUUUCCACGCUGCCUUCAACGACCAAAAUCAGGCGAAGGCGGAUAAGGCAGUUGUCAAGGUCAGCAGAGGCACGAGUGUCAUUCUGCUGCUCGUAUAUGGACUUUACCUUGUCUUUCAGCUCAACUCGCACGCGUACUUGUAUCAGAGUACGCCACAGCACAUUAUCGAUGAAGAGUCUGCACCUGGGCCAGUGGCGCUCUGGAUGGAGUCUUCAACCGAUGACUCCUCCUCCAGCUCUAGCUCUGAUGACUCUGAUGACUCGAACGGCACAGCCGCUAAGAUCAAGCGCGCUAUCAAACGUGGAGGCCGCAGACGCCGCAAGUCGAGCGUGAGCACCGCCAACACAUUUGAUCGCGCCAACCUAUCCCGGAAUACCUUUUACGAGGAAACCGGCGGGCCAUCCACGCUGCCCACGGGUGCUGCCGACGCAGACAUCGAGGAUAACUCGACGCCCCUACGUGCAAACAGCAGAAGUCGCCACAACAGCAUCAAUGAGAAGCAGGAAAGGUCGUGGCGUAAGGAACGAAAGGAGCGCAAGCGCCAAAAGCACGCCGAGAAAAAGGAGCGGAAGAGGGCAAAGAAGGCCCUGCGCGAGCAGGCUGAGAUGGAAGAGACCAAAGAGCCCAUGGGUGACUACGAACCCCGCCGCGUCGACUUCGCCGUCGCAGACACGGAGAUCCAAGAACCCAUCCCCAAACGCCCGUUCCUGAAGAGCAUCCGCCCCGCCUUGCCAAAGACCCUCUCGCAGAGCGUCUUCACCCAGCCACCGCCCUCGGCCUCGCCUCACCCCGUAGCCACACCAGGCCCGGUCCCACGUAUCCGCUACGGUAUCCGCCGCACGAACUCUCUGCCAUUACGUCUAGACACCCCUGCCGGCGUCGAGGCGGCAGCGGUCACCCCUAACCAGCUCAUCCACGCGUCGUCGUCGAUUCCUAUCCACCCCCAUACCGAGAAGGUGGAGGAGGACGAAGAUGACAUUUCCCGCACCACGGCUGUUAUUCUCCUGCUCGUCUCUACUGGUUUGGUUGCCGUGUGCGCCGAGUUCAUGGUUGCUAGUAUCAAUGAUGUUACUACGCAUACUGCCCUCGGCGAGACGUUUGUGGGAUUGAUCAUCUUGCCUAUUGUUGGUAAUGCGGCGGAGCACGUGACGGCUGUUACGGUGGCGACGAAGAAUAAGGUUGAUCUCGCUAUUGGUGUUGCUGUUGGAAGUAGUAUUCAAAUUGCACUCUUUGUGACCCCUUUCAUCGUUCUCCUCGGCUGGAUGAUGGAUAAACCCAUGUCACUGUACUUCACCCUCUUCGAGACGGUAUGUCUCUUCGUGUCGGCCUUCAUAGUCAACUUCCUCGUCUUGGACGGCCGCAGUAAUUACCUUGAGGGUGCGCUGUUGUGUGCCGCAUAUGUUAUCAUCGCCGUGGCAGCAUUCUUUUACCCAGCUCUUGGGGACCAAAGUUUGUUGGGCGGUAAUACUGCUGCGGGUAGUUAGAUGAGUUGAGGAUGAGGUGGAUAGAUGGGGAUGAUAGGGUGGGGA